This is a messenger RNA of Parastagonospora nodorum SN15, 875 nucleotides long. RefSeq lists its product as hypothetical. Lineage: Eukaryota; Fungi; Ascomycota; Dothideomycetes; Pleosporales; Phaeosphaeriaceae. The transcript is spliced from 2 exons. The record is from RefSeq and is a predicted model, not a curated record. The coding region runs from base 1 to 693 and encodes 230 amino acids.
AUGGCUCCCUCUGAUCUCCCAAAGAAUGCACAUGUCUCAGUCCACCCAUGUCUCCAGGCCAAGCUCUCCCAACUGCGCUCUGCAUCAACCGGGUCCCGCGAUGCGCAAACACUCGUGCAUGAAAUUGCCCUCAUGGUUGGGUACGAAGCGCUCGGAGCAAGUCUAACAGCGCAGCAACAAGGAACCGACAAAUCUCCCCUCGGCUACUCGUACCCCACGCACACCACAUCGCCCUCGCCCUCCUCCAUAUCCCUCGUCCCCAUCCUGCGCUCUGGCCUCUCCAUGACCACAGCGCUAUCCUCUCUCCUCCCCGCCCCCGUGCCCAUCCACCACCUCGGCCUGUACCGCGAAAAGUCCACCCUCCAGCCCGUCGAAUACUACAACAACCUACCCUACCACACCGCCACGUCCAACACGCCCAUUCCCGAUUUGGCAAUCAUAUGCGACCCGAUCAUCGCGACGGGCGCGACAUGUUGCGCGGCCAUCGACACGCUCAAGGACUGGGGCGUCAAGAGGAUUCUUGUGGUUAGUGUGCUUGCGGCGGUGGAGGGAUUGAGGAAGGCGUGUGAGGAGUGGGAAGAGGGGGUUGAGGUGUGGGUUGGUGGGUGUGAUGAGGGGGUGGAUGAGAGGGGGAUGAUUAAGCCGGGGCUCGGGGAUAUUGGGGAUAGGCUGUUUUUGACAAUUGGGAAAUAGAUUUGAAUUGAUGUUGAUGUCUAUGGUUCGAUAUGGUCUGGUGGUGCUUCGACUGUGCUGUUACUGUAAUGCAUUAGGUAAUGACAGCUGACAGUCGGUCGUCAUUCUCGGCAAUCUUUCACCAAAUACCCGUAAGCUGGACCGCGGAAGUGUUAUCCUGGAAAUUCUGAGAUCUUCACUUC